Molecule: messenger RNA, 1119 nt
Organism: Myotis lucifugus (little brown bat)
Lineage: Eukaryota; Metazoa; Chordata; Mammalia; Chiroptera; Vespertilionidae
Product: tripartite motif-containing protein 60-like
Exons: 2
Coding region: 1-1119 (372 amino acids)
Molecular function (GO): zinc ion binding
Source: RefSeq, a predicted model, not a curated record
AUGGUCUUUGCUGCUUCCCUGGCCGAGCUCCAAGCAGAGGCCAGCUGUCCCAUCUGCCUGGAUUACCUGAGAGACCCAGUGACCAUUGCCUGUGGGCACAACUUCUGUCACUCCUGCAUCCACCAGCGCUGGGAAGGUCUACAGGGCAUCUUUCCCUGUCCUGUCUGCCUCCACCACUGCCCUGACAGCAGCUUGAAGAGGAACACCCAAUUAUGUCACAUGACUGAGAUUGCUAAGCAGAUCCCCACCUCAGGGAGCCAGAGGGAAAUGCAGGAAGAAAUACCCCUGUGUGGUAAGCACCAUGAGGUCCUGACCCUGUUUUGUGAGAAAAGCCUGGAGCUGCUGUGUCCCCAGUGCAAGGGCUCCUUAGACCCCCAGGAUCAGGCCCUGAUCCCCAUUGAGGAAGCUGCAGCUAGUCAGCGGGGGAUGCUCAAAAGGCACAUUGGGGUCCUCACUAACAGCCUUGAAAGUGAUGAAACUGUACAUAAAAAGCAAGUUGCAAAUAUUUGGGAAGUAAAGAGAAAGAUGGAAAAAUGGAGGGAGGAAUUGGACUAUGAAUGUAAAGAACUUAAGUUUUUAUUGGAAAUAGAGUUCGAUGAAAUUGAUAACGAUCUGCUUAUAGCAGAGAAUGAUGUUGAAGAAAAACUAAUUGAAAAUGGAAAGCAAAUUUCAUACCAUAUGUUCAGGCUAAACAUUCUGUUAUUUGAAAUAGAAGAGAAGUGUUUGCAGACAGACCUGGAUUUACUCACAGGCAUUGAAAGGAUCCACAACAGCUAUGGAAACAUAGAGUCCCCAGCAGUGUUUUCAUGUGAAUUACCAAAGGAGAUUUUCACUCUCCCCCCACAUUACGUGGGCCUGCAUAAAAUGAUCCGCACGUUUCAGUUGGCGGUGAUAGUGAGCCAAGUUCAUGAUCAUGUUGGACACAUCCUUUUGGUCAGAAGGCCGACCAAAUGUCAAGAUCUCACUCAACAUGUGGAAUGUGCUCUCUGCCGGGCAGAAGAUCGCUUCCACCAGCCUCGCCUCCAGGUGAACUGUCUUCGGGCUCUUGAGGUGCUCCGUGUGGAACCAGUGAGCCUGCUCCGUGUGGGGCUCUUGAGGUGCUCCGUGUGGAACCAGUGA